AACGUCGUUGGCGAGGCCGAAAGAACAAAUCGAGGCGACUGUUUGGAAGCGCUUCCUUUUAGUUGUCAACAAGGAAUGUGAAUGGGUACGGAAUAGUAGCUCUUAGCAGUAAAUGGUGCUCAAUCCGAUUGGGAAACACUUUGUUGAACAAAUGACCAUGUCUGUUCUGUAGUGUCACCUUGGUCAGAUAAACCUUUUAAUUGAAGACAGAUGUGGAUUGAGUGAUACUCCUGUCAUCAAGUCUGAGAACAUCCAUGUGUAUAAUCUUCUUAAAGUUCGAUCCCCGGCCUGCAUCCAAAAAUGCCUACAGGCUAAUUUUGGCUGCAAAUAGAGAUGAGUUUUACAACAGACCAUCCAAAGCUGCAGACUUCUGGGGGACCAACAGUGAGAUCCUCAGUGGUCUGGACCUAGAGUAUGGUAAAGAAGGUGGAUCAUGGCUAGGAAUUAGCAAGAGGGGCAAGCUGGCUGCCAUCACAAACUACAUGGAAGGACAUCCUAACUCUAAUGCACAAGGAAGAGGGUUUCUUGUAUCUAACUACCUUAUGGAUAAGGAUGUAGACAGCUUCUCCUACCUGAAGAAGAUCUCUGCAGAAGGCCACCUGUACAACGGCUUCAAUCUCAUUACAGCUGAGUUCAAAGUCAAACAAGACACUGUGUGUUACUAUGGAAACAGAGGCAGCUCUGAACCAAUCCGUCUGAAUCCAGCAGGAAUCUAUGGCUUAAGUAAUUCCCUCCUGGAUACCCCGUGGAAGAAGCUGCUGAAAGGCAAGCAGCUCUUCACUAGUAUCGUCAAUGACCAGUCACUGUCCUGCGAUGGACUAGUCCAAGAGCUGCUCAACGUCCUUAAUAAUGAGGAGCUGAACACACCUGACCCUAUUCAAGAGAAGCAGGGUGACGGUUACAGCAAGUCCUUGAUCCAGGCUCUGUCAGCCGUAUGUGUCCGCUCUCCUCAUUAUGGCACAAGGACCAACACGAUAAUCCUGAUAGAUGCAGAAGGGAACGUCACCUUCACAGAGCGCACAAUGCUCGACUUUGACACGAGCAAAUGGAGCACCAAUUCUUUUCAGUUCAACCUCCAGGCAUGAAGACAUAGUGAGAGGAGACCCACUCUGUGCCUUUCUGCAACACCUGCCCUUCCAUCCCUCCGUCGGCCACUCUGCUGCAGCUGCCCUUCCCUUUUUCAGUGCAAUGAGCAGGAAAACUUGUCUGCACAUUUUCUUCAGCUAGACGCUAGCUGCUUCAUUUACAUCAGCAACAUGAAUUAUCUGUCCUUGAUUUGAUUUGAAAUGUUUUUUUAAGUGUGCUAAUUUAAAUAAAUUGCCAAAGGACAAUUACAUUUUUAUGAAUAAAAAUGUUCUAUUUUCAUGUCACAGAACAAACUUGUUGGGAUUCUCAAGAAUGUCUUAUUUAUUGUUAUAUUAUGGUUACCACAAAAUCCUUGUGAUUCAUUCUAAUGUUGGAGUCAGACUGUUUAACAUUAAAUCUAUAUUACUGUCAAAAAAUA
Messenger RNA from Girardinichthys multiradiatus, 1504 nucleotides. It is a transcript of the gene tango2, whose product is annotated as transport and golgi organization 2 homolog (Drosophila). Gene Ontology annotation, cellular component: Golgi apparatus. The transcript has 9 exons. Lineage: Eukaryota; Metazoa; Chordata; Actinopteri; Cyprinodontiformes; Goodeidae. Bases 255 to 1085 code for a protein of 276 amino acids. The record is from RefSeq and is a predicted model, not a curated record. Gene Ontology annotation, biological process: protein secretion; Golgi organization.